CGCCUGCCUCUGCUCUCCCUCGCACGAACUAUGCCCGACCCACGUUUUGCCCGGCUGAAGAACGACCCUCGCUUCAGGCAAAUACGCAAGAAGGAGGCUAAGGUCGUCGUUGACGAGCGUUUCAAGAGCAUCUUCGACGGGAGCAAGGGCAAGAAGAAGGAUAGGAAGGGUAAAGGGCGUGUCGAUAAGUAUGGCAGACAGGUAUCGGAGACGCAUGAUCAGGACAAUCUGAAGCGAUUUUACCGGCUCGAGGGCAAGGAGGAAGAGGAAGAGGAGGUGCAGGCCGAGCCGGAGGCCCCCAAACGGCCGGAUUACGCCCGUGGCGAGGUUUUGCUCGAGUCAUCGGACGAGGAUGACAUAGGCAGUGCCCAUGAGGAUAACGAGAGCGAUUCGGGUGGCGUCGUCACGCUCGGGCGUACGGAGCGCAGGCACGUCUUCGAAGAUCCCGACGAGCCCGAGAUCGACCUCGACGAAGAUAGCUUCGCAGACCUCGAUGCGCAGGCGACGGCGUAUGCAAAGGAACAUAAUGGUGAAGAUACAACGCCUGAUACAGACCGUACGCGACGUCUUGCCGUCGUGAACCUUGAUUGGGACCAUGUCAAGGCGCAGCAUUUGUACAAGAUCUUCUCGUCCCUUGUUUCGCCGACAGGAUCCACGCUUGCAUCAGCCCCUUCUGCGUUCUCGUCGAAGGAGAGUGGGAGGACGAAGGGUGGAAACCGCGUUGUACGGGGGAAAAUCCUCAGCGUGCGCGUGUACCCUAGUGAGUUCGGCAAGGAACGUCUCGCGAGGGAGGAACAAGAGGGUCCACCACCGGAAUUGUUUAAUUCCCAAGAUAGGGAUGAGGUCGGUGAUGCAGAGGAUUACAACGAGGCAGCGUUGCGGAAGUACCAGCUUGAGAGGCUAAGGUACUACUAUGCUAUCGUCGAGUGCAAUACUGUCGAGGCGGCAUCACACAUAUACAACGAACUCGAAGGCACUGAGCUCGAACGUUCUGCUAACGUCUUCGACCUUAGUUUCGUGCCAGACGAAAUGACGUUCGAUGGCGAGCUCAGAGACGAAGCCACGGAGGAUGUCAACGCUCCGUAUAAGCCACUGGACUUUACCACCGACGCUCUGCGACACUCGAAAGUAAAGCUUACCUGGGAUGACGACGACCCUGAACGUUUGCAGGUCACACGACGAGCGCUGACUCGCAAAGAGAUUGAGGAGAAUGACUUCCGCAAGGCUGACCGCGAGAAGCUACGCGCGCUGCUGCUCGGUGGUGGGGACGACACACUACCUGAGGGCUGGAACAAAGGCAUCUCGGACGACGAGGGCGACGUCGAUGUGGAGAUCACGUUCACACCAGGCCUAAGCGAGCAGCAGGACGAGGCGGAGGAGACGACGAUCGAGAAAUAUGCGCGUAAGAUGAAGGAGAAGAAGCAGAAGCGCAAGGUCGUGCGUGCAGACAAGAAGCAGGAACAGGACGCGCCCAAGAAGGGCAGCGGCCUCAACGACGACUUCUUUGGUGGAGACAGCAGUGACGAGAGCGAUGACGAGAGUGAGCCAGAGCAGAAGAAGGGGAAGAAGAGUAAAAAUGACCGCAAGGGCAAAAAGGAUGCGGAGGACGAGCCGGAGAGGCAGGGCAAGAAAGUCAUGUCGACUGCGGAGGAGCUCGCUCUCGUUGCGAUCUCGGACGACCCACACGCGGAGCCGAGGCACUUCGACAUGAAGGCCGUGCUUAAGGCGGAGAAGUCGAAGGGCAACAAGCGGAAGGGCAAGAAAGGCGGGAAAGGCGAUGAGGAGGAACAAGAGCUUCAGGAGGACUUCGCAAUCGACGUGAAGGACGAGCGGUUCAAGGCACUGCACGAGGACCACACGUUUGCGAUCGAUCCGAGCAACCCUCACUUUAAGAAGACGAAGAGCAUGUCUGCCCUACUUGAGGAGCGCGUUAAGCGGCAGAAGGAGAAGCUUGGCGACCCUAACGCUGUUGCGCAGCCGAAGAAGGCCGGCGACAACGCAUCAUCAAAUAAUCUCAAGAGUCUUGUGGAGAGCGUGAAGCGGAAGAGCGCUGCAGCAAAUCACAGCGGCGUCGGCAAGAGACGCAAGCUCUAGGGCUUCGUGGCACAAAAGCAGCGUGCUCUACAUAGUGCUGAGUGUGAUGCAUACCCCAUUUCCGAGCUGUGUUAAUGGUUAAUUUGACGCAAGCACUGCGGCGGUCAUUACGGCUGCUUGUUCCGAACGAGGCUGCUGGCCGUUGGCGCUCCGCUACGACCAGCCGCAUGUUUGACUAGACUCUUUAAUGUGAUCGUUCAUGAUCCUGGUGGCUUCGGGACCUGCUGUCGUGUAUAACGGAGCGCCUGUAGUCGGCUAAUUCCGCGCCACGAAGAUAGGAAAUGGCGGUAACUCAAGCACCGAAGUGAGGGCCCGGCGUCGUGAGGUAGUCGAGCGUAUAGCAUAUAGCGACGAUUUUCAUGAGCUGCUUGCG
Phanerochaete carnosa HHB-10118-sp is the source of this 2467-nucleotide messenger RNA. RefSeq lists its product as uncharacterized. Gene Ontology annotation, cellular component: nucleus. The record is from RefSeq and is a predicted model, not a curated record. Gene Ontology annotation, molecular function: RNA binding. NCBI's taxonomy places the organism in Eukaryota, Fungi, Basidiomycota, Agaricomycetes, Polyporales, Phanerochaetaceae. Gene Ontology annotation, biological process: rRNA processing. The transcript has 5 exons. Bases 31 to 2094 code for a protein of 687 amino acids.